Messenger RNA from Aspergillus steynii IBT 23096, 1210 nucleotides. RefSeq names its product o-methyltransferase. Gene Ontology annotation, molecular function: O-methyltransferase activity. The coding region runs from base 1 to 1203 and encodes 400 amino acids. NCBI's taxonomy places the organism in Eukaryota, Fungi, Ascomycota, Eurotiomycetes, Eurotiales, Aspergillaceae. The transcript is spliced from 5 exons. The record is from RefSeq and is a predicted model, not a curated record.
AUGGCUUCGGAAAUCACAAUUGACAAUACCAGGCCGGCUGAUUUGAUAGCCAGACUACAGGACCUCGCUCCUCGGCUCGAGAAUGAAGAUGACUAUGACGCGAAGAAGGAAGCUCUGCAGAUAACCAAAGCACUCACGGCUCAGUUGGAGCAGCCAGGGAAUGUAGCGGUGGAUAUGAUAUUCUCCCCUAUGAUUGCUGUCACCGCGCGGACUGCGAUCGAUUUGAAUCUCUACGAACAUAUCCUUCUAGAAGGGCCUGUUACGUCCGCGCGAUUAGCGGUCCUGUCUGGUGCCGACGAGCUUCUGAUAAUACGGAUCCUGCGCGUCCUAUCAGCCGUGCACUUCGUUGAAGAAGCUGCUCCCCGAACAUGGAAAGCCACGCGUAUCACCGCCGCCAUGGCAGUGAAGGAAAUCGCCGCUGGCCAUCGCAUGGUCUCCCAAAUGAUCCUCCCCGCCGUACAAACUGCCCCAGCAUUCUUCGCCGAACAGGGCUAUUCCUGCCCAACCGAUCCCCGAGACGGACUCCUGCAAGUUGCCCACAACGCCAAAGGAUCCACCGUCUUCGAGUACAUGGCCUCCCGCCCGUCCCUGCUGCGGGACUUUAACCUGUUCAUGGGCAACACGAUGGGCGCCCGGAAGUACUGGGUUGAUUGGUACCCUGUGCAGACUCGGAUUCUGGACGGGGCAGACCCCAGCGGGGCGUUGAUUGUGGAUGUCGGCGCUGGAAAGGGCCACGAUUUGGUGGCGUUUGAUGAGAAGUUCCCUGGUGCAGGUCGUCUGGUGUUGGAGGAUUUAGCGGCUGUUGUGGAGGGACUGGGGGUUGAGGACUUGGAUGAGAAGAUUGAGAGGGUUGCGUAUGACUUUUUUACAGAGCAGCCUGUUAAAGGUGCAAGGGUCUACUUCUACCACCAUAUCCUCCACGACUGGUCCGAUGAAUACUGUCUCAAGAUCCUCGAGAACGUCACAGCGGUCAUGACGCCAGGGUAUUCGAAACUUCUGGUGCAUGAGAUGAUUGUUCCCGAGCAGGGGGCGUCUCUGUUUGAGGGGCUUUUGGAUAUGACCGUCAUGGCUUUUAAUGCAGGAAUGGAACGGACCAAACAACAGUGGCGUGUGCUGCUUGAGGCAGCUGGACUUCAGGUGGUUUCGUUCUGGGAUUCAAUCGAUGAAGGCGGGGACGGGAUCAUCGAGGCAAUGAAGGUUUGAGUAUGAC